AUGAUUACAAAUCAGAUUAAUAAUGUGAAUUCUUUGAAUGUAACUGCAGAUAUUUUACCUUCAAAUUCUCCUGCAAUAUGCAACACUAGACAAACUCUGCCUACUAUUGUUCCAAGCACUUACUAUAUAGACUAUGAAGUAUAAUUUGGUUCAUCAAUUGACAUUAUUCUUAAUCCCUACUUCUUGAUAUCCACAUGCAGUAUAUAUACCAUAACUGAUUAUACGAUUUACUCGUAUGUGAUAAAUUCAAGUUCAGUGAGAGUAAUUUAUUAAAAUUAUGGAACAUAUUAAGGCAGAAAGAUCAGAGUUUAUGUUGAUGAUGAAACUUAUCCCACUUAUAAUUAUAGAAUAUUUUGGAGGAUAACGCUUUCUGAUGGAAGUUACGUUGAAACUGACACGAUUACAAUAAGAUUCAAACAGUCAUCGAUUUCAGAAGCAAUAUAAGAAGAAUUAAAGCUUAUCUAAAUCAAUGAGACUCAAACUGCCCCUUAUUUGAAAGGUUAAAUCCAAGAUGGAGUAACACAGAAUUAUGAUCUGUUAACUUGGAAUGAUAAUCAAAUUUCAAUUCCAGGUAAUGAAAGUGUUACAGCUAAUGGUGCAGUUGUCUUGGAUCAAAAUUCAAAUUAAACCUCCAAUUAAGUAGGACCUAAUAUUGUAAAGCUUUAACUUAGAUUAGUGAGGAUAAAUCAAUAAGGAGAGCUCAAAUGCUCUUUUAACAAUCCAGUUUACUAACAAAUGCUGAUAGAUAAUAAAUUAAUUUAAGAAUCUCUAGAAAUAAGAUAUUACCGAAAAGAUGUCAUGAAUAAUGCAUUAAUUAAAGACGAAAAGUUUUAUAUUUCGAAAUAUACAAACUAAAGUAUCAAAAGAAAUUAUAUCACUAACAGAGUAUACAUUCCACAGUAAGUUUCACCUGGUGAAGCCGCUAUACUUAAUUAGGCUUCAAAUGUUGUCACUUAGACAUUGAAUAUUAACAUAUUUUCGAAUAUAGCCUUGAACUUAUUUACGACUACAAUGUUUAAGUUGAUCUUUGAUACAAUAAAUUUCGACUUAAUUGAUGUUGAAGAACUCAAUUAAAACUUAUUUUUGCUUAAAAAUCUUAAUGAUUUUGAGAGAGAAUAAUUCUCUGAAAAUUUUGAUUUAAUGGGAUUAGAAUCAUUUGAUUUUAUUGAAAAUAUCUUAAUUUCUGCUUUUGCUAUUGGAAUCAUCCUAUUAAUUUUGCCAUUAUUGAUUGUUAUCGGAGCAUUAAAGAAAUUCAAGCCAUUUGAUAAACCUGAUUAGAAUAUAAUUGAAAUAUUCAAUGAAUCUAUGGUACUUGCAAUUAUUACUAUGUCAGCUUUGUUUCUACAACUAGAUUCAAGUCAUGAUGGAAUUAGAAAAAGUAUUGCACUCAAGUCAAAUAAGAUUAGGAAAAAUGGAACUUCAGUGGAAACUGAAAAAGACUUGAUUAUAAAGAGUAAAAAGGAUAUAUAACUGGAAACAAUCAAAGAGGACUUUUAUGAAGAUGAAAAUGAAACUUGCCAAGAUAAAGAAACCCCAAGAGACUUUGAAAAAUUAAUUGGCAUAAAGCCUUUAAGAAUCUUUGAUUUUAGAAUGAGGAGGUUUUAGAAAUAUGAAGACAAAAAGAAGUCUUAAGAAAAAUAAACUAGCAAUUCAAAAAAUUAGAUUAUUGUGUCAAGAUAAAUUAAAAAGAAAUCAUAAUCUAACUAAAUUAAAUAGACUAACUAAUUUUGA
This is a messenger RNA of Stylonychia lemnae, 1731 nucleotides long. Lineage: Eukaryota; Ciliophora; Spirotrichea; Sporadotrichida; Oxytrichidae. The record is from the annotation of a GenBank genome assembly.